Trifolium pratense (red clover) is the source of this 540-nucleotide messenger RNA. RefSeq lists its product as uncharacterized. The coding region runs from base 1 to 540 and encodes 179 amino acids. The transcript is spliced from 4 exons. The record is from RefSeq and is a predicted model, not a curated record. NCBI's taxonomy places the organism in Eukaryota, Viridiplantae, Streptophyta, Magnoliopsida, Fabales, Fabaceae.
AUGAGCCUUACAACAAGAUGGGGUACUGAUGUUAAGUAUCCUUUCCAUGAUCCUCCAUACAAGCAUAUGUUGGUUACCACUGGGACUAAUUCUAGGAUUGGGACAUCUACAAACCUCAGAACUUCAUCUAAUGUUCUUGUACUGCCAAGGUCUUUUGUUCGUACCUAUCUUAAGAAGCUGACAUUAUAUGAUGUCCAGUCUGGAAUUUUGGUUUUGCCCUGGUAUGGCUUUGGUGAAUUUGCCUUCGCAUUUACUUUCAAUGAAUUGGUUCUGGUCGAUCACACCGGUUGUCGAUAUCCAUGCCACAUGCAGUUUGGCGUGGACUCUGAGGGCGAGCUGGCUUGUAAGGUUUUUGGUCGCUGGAUGGAUUUCUGCAAGAAACAUUGCUUGGCAGAGGGCCAGAAGAUUCGUUUUGCUGUUAACGAACCUACCCGGAAUUUUGUGAUUGUAUACACUUUGAUUCUUGCUAUACAAGUUACCGUAUCAAUCUGUUGGUUGGAUGUUAAUCUAGCAGAUGCAUCUGACUAUAAAUCACCAUAA